AUGGAUGCUUUCAAUGGCAGAUUGUCCCUCUACAAGACUGCCCAUAGAAAAUGGCGCCUCGAUGACUGCCUGCAGCAAUACAUUAAAAAUUUCGAGAGAGAGAAAAUCAGCGGAGAGCAGCUCCUGCACAUCACUCACCAGGAGCUUGAAGAGUUGGGCGUCACUCGAAUUGGCCACCAAGAACUCAUCCUGGAAGCAGUGGAUCUGCUUUGUGCUUUGAAUUAUGGCCUGGAGACAGAAAACCUGAGAACUCUUUCUCACAAGCUGAAUGCCUCUGCCAAGAACCUUCAGAACUUCAUAACGGGGAGGAGGAGGAGUGGACAUUAUGAUGGGAGGGCCUCCAGAAGACUGCCAAAUGACUUCCUUACCUCUGUGGUUGACCUGAUUGGUGCUGCCAAGAACCUGCUUGCCUGGCUAGACAGGUCUCCAUUCGUCAGCGUGACAGAAUAUUCACUGCUGAAAAAUAACAUCGUUCAACUGUGCCUGGAACUAACAACCAUUGUGCAACAGGAUUGCACGGUGUAUGAAACAGAAAACAAAAUUCUUCAUGUGUGUAAAACACUCUCUGGUAUCUGUGAUCACAUCAUCUCACUCUCGUCCGACUCUUUGGUGUCUCAGUCAGCUCACCUGGAAGUCGUUCACCUUACCAGCAUAAUGCCCAGUGAAGGUUUGGGAAUGUAUAUCAAGUCAACAUAUGAUGGCCUCCACGUGAUCACUGGAACUACUGAAAAUUCUCCAGCAGACCAGUGUAAGAAAAUCCAUGCAGGGGAUGAGGUGAUCCAGGUCAACCAUCAAACUGUGGUUGGCUGGCAGUUAAAGAACCUUGUAAAUGCGUUGCGAGAAGACCCUAAUGGUGUAAUCUUAACCCUGAAGAAACGCCCUCAAAACACCCUGGUCUCCGCUCCUGCUCUCCUGAAAAAUGUGAGGUGGAAACCCCUUGCUCUUCAGCCUGUUAUUCCAACCAGCCCAACAAGCAGCUCCACAACACCAACCAGCACAAUGGGUAUGAGCUCCAAAAUGGACAACUCAACUCUCCAAGACGUUUUCAUCUUAUCACCUAUGUCCGGACUCUAUGGCCCCAGAGAUGACAUUGGACUCAUGCCCUGUGAUGACAUCAGCAAAUACGGAGUUGGGAAGUCUGGGCUGAAGGGCUCCGAGUCUCCAAGCUACUUUUUAGAGCACGAAAGUGGGAAAUAUUACACAUUAAUUGAAGGCGAGGGCCAUCCUGUAAGUUCCGAAUAUGAAAGAGGCAGAGCAACUGGGGUGCGGCGAAGAGAAAAGACUCCCACACAUGGUGAUCUGAGGCCAGUCUCUAUGCCAACAGAGUACAGCUGGAUCAGAGACUCCAAAGAGCCAAAUAUGUACAAGCGGGGAAGCCGAGACUCUGAGAAUUCACUCCUGCGGUACUUGAGUGAUGAAAAGAUCUUGGUAAUCCAGGAAGAGCCAUUGACUCAGAAGGAGAACAAACAGGAUACUGGCCACAGGUCGAGGAAAAAGGGCAAAAACAGUGGAAGUCCCAAUUAUCCCAUCAGUCCAUCAAUGUUGACCUCUUCUGUUAACAUACGGCUUGAACCUGGGCAACAAGAUGUCUUGAAUUUCUCUCCAGCUGAGAACAACACUGUCCCGCUUUAUCAUAGAGCAGGAGAUACAGUCACUGGAGACUCUGAAAGGUAUGUGAGUUCUGCCGUUGAGCGUCAAGGAGUCACAUCCAUGAGGAAGUCUUUUCACUAUGCUUCCCUGAGGGUAAAAAGCAAAAAAUGGCCCAAAGGAGGGUCAUUAAACAACAGCAGCAGACGCCGGAUCUCCUGCAAAGACUUGGGCCAUGGAGACUGUGAAGGCUGGUUAUGGAAGAAAAAGGAUGCCAAAGGCUACUUCAUCCAGAAGUGGAAAAAAUACUGGUUCGUCCUGAAGGAUUCUUCCCUCUAUUGGUACACUAACCAGAAUGAUGAAAAAGCAGAGGGAUUCAUCAGUUUACCAGAGUUCAGGAUAGACAGAGCCAUCGAAUGCCGGAGGAAGCAUGCCUUCAAAGCCUGUCACCCCAAAAUCAAAAGCUUCUACUUUGCCACUGACAGCCUGGAAGAAAUGAAUAGAUGGAUGAAUCGCCUUGGCCUAGCAGCCAUUGGUUACACGCCUGACGACAAAGAUAUCCGGCCAGAUGAAGCAGAUUACUGGAGUGAAAGUGACCAAGAGGACAUGGACGGCUCCUUAACGCUGAAGCAAGAGGGACCCAUAACACUGUGCGACACCUACCACCGAACCCCCUCAAUGAAUUCUUCAAGUCCUUUCCCAGAGCCUAAGCAUGGCCGACACUUCUCCAGUGAAUCAACCUAUUCUCAUUCUUCAGCGGAGGAUUCCCGACAGGAUCCAACAGGGAGCACACACUCGGCCAGUUGUAGACCUUCCUACAGAGAAAGACGUUCAUGGCAAGAUCUCAUCGAAACUCCGUUGACCAGCUCAGGCCUCCACUUCCUCCAGACUGUUCCUUCUGACCCCGAGUACGUGAGUGGACGACUUGGGUCAUCUCCGGAGAGGCGACGGCAAGCAACGCUGCCCGUCCAAAGACGACACAACCAUGAACAAGAUGGUCCUUUCCCACUGGUGGAGUGCCAAAGGGGUCACAGCUCUCAUGCCAGAACGCAGAAGCAGCGUAGUCAAAGCCUUCCACGAAACAGAGAGAUUCGGGUCAAAGGCCGGCUAAAAUCCAGCGGGAUAGCCGAAGAGAGAGCCGAAGAAAAGGUGCCUAUCAGAAGGCAGAGUAGCUUGUGUGAAGAAGAACACACUGAAGAUCAGGGAAAGAGUGUGGAUGGUUUGCAUGAGCUGUAUAAGUCUCUGGAGCAGGCCAGCUUGUCAGCAUUUGGGGAGCAACGUCCUUCCACCAAGCAGGAAUUUCGGAGGUCCUUUGUCAAAAGGUGCAAUGAUCCUGUUAUUAAUGAGAAGCUGCAUCGCAUCCGAGUCCUCAAGAGCACUUUAAAAUCAAAGGAAGGAGAUCUGGCCAUGAUCAACAGCUUGCUUCAUGAUCCCACCCUAACCUCCAAGAAAUUCAAAGAGUGGAAAACAAAGAACUAUGAGUUUUUCCUGGACAUUUGUGAGUACGGAGCUGCUCUAAAAACCCAGAACGGAGCCUCUGAACUUGCAAUCCCAACUCCCCUGCUGACACACACACAUUCCUUCAUCGAAACACAUGUCUGACAGGAUGUAGCACUGGGA
Molecule: messenger RNA, 3207 nt
Organism: Varanus komodoensis (Komodo dragon)
Lineage: Eukaryota; Metazoa; Chordata; Lepidosauria; Squamata; Varanidae
Product: connector enhancer of kinase suppressor of ras 2-like
Exons: 24
Coding region: 1-3189 (1062 amino acids)
Biological process (GO): regulation of signal transduction
Cellular component (GO): cytoplasm; membrane
Molecular function (GO): protein binding
Source: RefSeq, a predicted model, not a curated record